CACGUUCAAAAAGCCACAACCUAUUGGGCUUCCAAAAUGGGCUUUCCCAAGUCGCCGAACCCCCUAAACUCUCGCAACCUUUCUCCAUCCCUACUCUUCUCUGCUCGCUGCCUUGCCGCUCUCAUGGCACAGUCUCCAAAGUCCGAACCCGAUCCCUCAUCCACCCCCGACUCCGGUCUGGUUCUCAUGAACACCGACUCAAUCCGAUCCUUUCUCCUCUCCGUCUUAUCGGACUCGGGUCCAGACAUCUCGCCGGAGCUCCGAGGUCUCGCUUCCGAUCUCUCCUCUCGAACCUCCGUCCCUUACAAGUCCCUUCGCGCCAUUUGGUCCGCUCUCCCGGUCGAAUCUCGUCCUUCUCCCUCCCGCCUCUUCGCCGGAUCCGAAUUCGUUUUCGCAAGCCCUAAGCCGAGGGAAAAGAGUGAGGAGCUGAAGGCGAGGCUGAGGAAGUUAGAGGAGCUGGCGGAGAGGAAAGCGUAUGCGGAGCUGGUGAAGGAUAUUACUCCGAAGAAGGGAACGGAUGAGCCUUUCUCUUCUUACAAAGAUCAAAUUGGCUUUGGUAUACAUGUUGUGCUGAUAAUGUUUACUGGCUAUUUGGUUGGAUAUGCUGCUUUCAGAGCCCUGUUCAAUCACAGUAUUGUCAUGAAUGCUGCUGGAGGCAUCAUAGGUUUGGUGUUCGGCAUGCUUGUGGAAACACUGCUCUUUAUUAUUAAAACCUCCAACCAUGAUACAGGGUCUUCUUCUUCGGCAGCAAAGCUCAAGAAACAUCAGUAACUAUCUGGUAAUUUCCCCUAUUAAUUUUGUAAAUAUUGGGACCUUAAUGUCCUCUUCCUUUGAACAUAAAACCAGAUCCAAUUGUCUUGUACCUAUAUUGAGUUAGAAUCUCAAAAAAAAAAUUCCAUACACUUUUUUUUGUCAAUACUGAGCCAGUUAUGCACACUAAGCUCGAAAACUGUUUGAUAACAUCACAACCUUUUAACCCUUUAGAAAAACUAUCCAAUAAGUGCCAUUUCGAGUAGCGUCCAAUUUCUUAAACAUGAUGUCUCUGUUGAAUCUCUUGUUAUUAUUGUCAGACUUUAUUCACUUCAAGUAAUGUUUUUAAGUUUA
Asparagus officinalis (garden asparagus) is the source of this 1104-nucleotide messenger RNA. RefSeq lists its product as uncharacterized. Gene Ontology annotation, cellular component: endomembrane system. The record is from RefSeq and is a predicted model, not a curated record. The transcript has 4 exons. The coding region runs from base 37 to 771 and encodes 244 amino acids. NCBI's taxonomy places the organism in Eukaryota, Viridiplantae, Streptophyta, Magnoliopsida, Asparagales, Asparagaceae. Gene Ontology annotation, biological process: vacuolar proton-transporting V-type ATPase complex assembly.